Molecule: messenger RNA, 1865 nt
Organism: Aspergillus japonicus CBS 114.51
Lineage: Eukaryota; Fungi; Ascomycota; Eurotiomycetes; Eurotiales; Aspergillaceae
Product: MFS transporter
Exons: 1
Coding region: 225-1730 (501 amino acids)
Biological process (GO): transmembrane transport
Molecular function (GO): transmembrane transporter activity
Source: RefSeq, a predicted model, not a curated record
CCGGGAUUCCAUAAAAUUCAUUCCUACUGCUUGACUUAUAUUCCUUAUCGUUUAUCGUUUAUCGCUUAUCGCUUAUCGCCUACCGUCCACCGCUUAUCUCCGUUGUCGGACCGGAUCAACCGUCCAGCCGGCUAUCCUUGCAUUCUGGCACCAAACAAUAAUAAAUCUCUCUCCACAACCAACCCAUAAGCAUAAUCAAACAUCCGAGUACCAUCCCGUCAUCGAUGGUCGCCGCGACAUCAUCUCCUCCCCGGUCCAUCCGGCGUGCCGGGAAUCAUGACACAGAAAGAGAGGAUCGCGUGGAUGAGACCACGGCUCUUCUCCCGCCCAGCAGCCGUACCGACGCCGAGCCGGACCAAGAGGAAGAUAAGCCUUUGCCCCAGGCCCAGAUUCUCCUGCUGUGCUACGCCCGGGUCAUCGAGCCGCUCGCCUUCUUCUCGAUCUUCCCCUACGUCAGCCAGAUGGUGCAAGACAACGGGGGCGUGGCCGACGCCGACGUCGGCUUCUACAGCGGGCUCAUCGAGUCCCUCUUCUCGCUCACGCAGGCCAUCAUCAUGAUCUUCUGGGGCCGGGCGGCCGACCGCUUCGGCCGGAAACCCGUGCUGGUCUUCUCCCUGUUCGGCGUGACGGUGGCGACGGGCCUCUUUGGGCUGGCCCAGACGAUCCCGCAGAUGAUCCUCUUCCGGUGCCUGGCGGGCGUCUUCGCGGGCACCAUCGUCACCAUCCGCACCAUGGUGGCCGAGCACAGCACGCGCCAGACGCAGGCCCGCGCCUUCAGCUGGUUCGCCUUCAGCGGCAACCUGGGUAUCUUCCUGGGGCCCCUGCUGGGCGGGAGCCUGGCCGAUCCCGUCCGCCAGUACCCGGGGGUCUUCGGGUCGGUGCGCUUCUUCGCCGACUACCCGUACGCGCUGUCGAGCCUGGUGGUGGCGAUGGUCGGCGCGACCGCGGCGAUCUCCAGCGCGCUCUUCGUGCAGGAAACCCUCCCGAGGGAACCCCCGGCCUCCGCCGACCGUGAGGAAGCCGGCGAGUCGGCCGGCCGCGCCAUCAUCCGCGCGGAGCUCUCGACGUGGGACCUGCUCCAAGCCCCCGGGGUGGGGGUGGUCAUCUACACGUACGGGCACAUCAUGGUGCUGGCGUUCGCGUACACGGCGAUCGUCCCGGUGUUCUGGUUCACGCCGCCCCGGCUGGGCGGGUACGGCUUCACGCCGCGCCAGAUCUCGCUGCUGAUGGGGCUGAACGGCGCCGCGCAGGCGGCCUGGCUGCUGCUGGUCUUCCCGCCGCUGCAGAAGCGCCUCGGCUCCAACGGGGUCAUCCGGCUGUGCGCCUACGCCUACCCGUUCUUCUUCCUGGCCUGCCCGGCGGGCAACGUGCUCCUGCGCGUCGGCACCGACGCCGCCGUCACGGUCUUCUGGGUCUUCGUCCCCAUCACCCUGGUGCUGGGCUGCGGCGUCAGCAUGAGCUUCACGGCCAUCCAGCUCGCGCUGAACGACAUCGCCCCGUCCCCGCGCGUGCUGGGCACGCUGAACGCGCUCGCGUUGACCGGGGUCAGCGGGCUGCGCGCGUUCAACCCGGCGCUGUUUACGACGCUGUUUGCCCUGGGCGCCCGGUCGCAGUUGGCGGGCGGGUAUGCGAUCUGGGUGUUGAUGGUCGUGCUGGCGCUGGGGCUGUCGGUCGCGGCGCGAGGGUUGCCGGAGCCGCAGGAGGCGCGCAAGCGGGAUGCGCCGCGGUGAUAGUGGAGACACUGAGAUAUCUCGACGUAGCCCGGCCUGGUGAAGAGAUAGGAUAUAGACAUGAAGGGAAAGACAGACGCCCUGCCAGGAUGUCUCACAAUAUCAAGUAUAAGGAGACGCAGCUCUUCAACGCAA